AUUUACACCAAAUCCUUGUGUGAAAGAGAAGCCAAAAAACAGAGAGCUUGUGACAGGGAGAGAAUAACAGAGAACAACAAGAAGUCUUUAUAUCAGAUACUUUUAGGGGACAAUGGCCUCUGCUUCUCUUCUCAAGUCAGCCCCAGUUUUAGGCAAGCCAGAAUGGCUGAAGGGCCAAGCUCUUCCCCAACCUUCAGCCUCUGUGGUCAGAUGCAACCCAGUUGCCUCUUCUGCUCUUACUGUGAGAGCUACCAGCUCAUAUGCUGAUGAGCUUGUCAAAACCGCAAAAACUGUUGCGUCUCCGGGGCGUGGAAUUCUGGCCAUGGAUGAAUCAAAUGCUACUUGUGGGAAAAGACUUGCCUCCAUUGGACUGGAAAACACUGAGGCUAAUCGCCAGGCAUACCGGACGCUGCUCGUUACAGUUCCCGGGCUUGGGCAGUACAUCUCAGGUGCCAUCCUCUUUGAGGAGACACUCUACCAAUCCACAACUGAUGGCAGGAAAAUUGUUGAUGUGCUUGUUGAGCAGAACAUUGUCCCCGGCAUUAAGGUCGACAAGGGUCUGGUUCCUUUGGCCGGAUCAAACAACGAGUCAUGGUGCCAAGGUCUUGAUGGCCUUGCCUCUCGCUCUGCUGCUUAUUACCAACAGGGUGCUCGUUUUGCAAAAUGGCGAACCGUUAUUAGCAUUCCAAAUGGCCCAUCUGAACUGGCUGUGAAGGAAGCAGCCUGGGGUUUGGCUCGUUAUGCUGCCGUCUCUCAGGACAAUGGUUUGGUACCAAUUGUUGAGCCAGAGAUCUUGCUUGAUGGAGAUCAUGGGAUUGACAGGACCUUUGAAGUGGCUAAGAAAGUGUGGGCAGAGGUGUUCUUCUACCUCUCCCAGAACAAUGUCUUGUUUGAAGGCAUCCUUCUCAAGCCAAGCAUGGUCACUCCUGGUGCAGAGGCCAAGGACAGAGCCACACCAGAACAAGUUGCUGACUACACCCUCAGGCUCCUUUGCCAACGAAUCCCCCCUGCCGUCCCAGGAAUCAUGUUUUUGUCUGGUGGGCAGUCAGAGGUAGAGGCUACAUUGAACCUGAAUGCAAUGAACCAAGCUCCCAACCCAUGGCACAUAUCGUUCUCAUAUGCAAGAGCCCUCCAAAACACUUGCCUUAAGAAGUGGGGAGGAAGACCUGAGAAUGUGGAGGAGGCUCAAGAAGCUCUGCUAGUCAGGGCAAAGGCCAACUCUCUUGCUCAGCUUGGAAAAUACACAGGUGAAGGGGAGUCUGAGGAAUCAAAGCAAGGCAUGUUUGUCAAGGGCUACGUUUACUAGGCUUAGACUAGCUGCUAAAUCCUCCAAUUAACCAUGUAAAUCAAGUUGUUUACGAGAUUGAGAUUAAUAUAAAGGGUUUUUAUCACAAA
Prunus dulcis (almond) is the source of this 1395-nucleotide messenger RNA. Its product is annotated as fructose-bisphosphate aldolase 1, chloroplastic-like. Gene Ontology annotation, biological process: glycolytic process; fructose 1,6-bisphosphate metabolic process. The coding region runs from base 113 to 1306 and encodes 397 amino acids. NCBI's taxonomy places the organism in Eukaryota, Viridiplantae, Streptophyta, Magnoliopsida, Rosales, Rosaceae. The record is from RefSeq and is a predicted model, not a curated record. The transcript has 6 exons. Gene Ontology annotation, cellular component: cytosol. Gene Ontology annotation, molecular function: fructose-bisphosphate aldolase activity.